CGUUAAACACCAUAGAAGUAUUUUGACGUAAGGAAACCACCAGCAGUCGAGCCACAUUCCUUACUUGUUGCUAUUUUGUUAUUGAAAUAUUUCGCUAUUUAUAAUGACAUGCAGAAGAGGGGCUCUCAUUGUGCUUGAAGGAGUGGACAAGGCCGGGAAGACUACACAAUGUAACAAGCUAGUCCAAGCACUGCAGGACAGUGGACAGAAAGCUGAGAUGAUGAAAUUCCCUGAAAGAAGCACAAAGAUCGGCCAGCUGAUCAACUCCUAUCUUGAGAACAAAAGCAACCUGGAGGACCAUACAGUGCAUCUUCUGUUCUCUGCCAACCGAUGGGAACUAGUGCCUCUGAUGAAGGAGAAGUUGGAGCAGGGCAUCAGUCUGGUGGUGGAUAGAUACGCCUUCUCUGGAGUGGCCUUCACCAGCGCCAAGCCUGGUUUCAGUCUGGACUGGUGUAMGAAUCCUGACAUGGGGCUGCCCAAYCCAGACCUGGUGAUGUUCCUMCAGCUCAGCCCGUCUGAGGCCGCUCAGCGGGGUCAGUUUGGGACAGAGAGAUAUGAGACCACCGUCUUCCAGAAGGUCGUACAGCAGAAGUUUGAACUUCUGAUGAAGGACCCUUCUGUCAAGUGGCAGGUGAUUGAUGCAGCCAGGAACAUUGAAGAUGUGCACGCUGACAUUAAGAACCACAGUGUUGAUGCCAUCAAAGCAGCAGAGAACGAGCCAAUCGGYGAGCUGUGGAAGGAGAUUACACCUAACAGUGCCUAGUACACAAGGAGAAGUCCGAAGAUGGGUAAAAGACUUGAAUAUGAAACUGCAAACUGUAUGUUACGAUAUUUAAGUGGGUAUAGUCAACUCUUUCAAAUCAUUAUUUCACACAAAAAAAACACAAACAAGUAAAUUUAAAUAAAUGUCCAAGCUGUAAAUUUA
Molecule: messenger RNA, 925 nt
Organism: Salvelinus sp. IW2-2015
Lineage: Eukaryota; Metazoa; Chordata; Actinopteri; Salmoniformes; Salmonidae
Gene: dtymk
Product: deoxythymidylate kinase (thymidylate kinase)
Biological process (GO): dTDP biosynthetic process; dTTP biosynthetic process; dUDP biosynthetic process
Cellular component (GO): cytoplasm; nucleus; cytosol
Molecular function (GO): ATP binding; dTMP kinase activity; nucleoside diphosphate kinase activity
Source: RefSeq, a predicted model, not a curated record